Molecule: messenger RNA, 2886 nt
Organism: Ornithorhynchus anatinus (platypus)
Lineage: Eukaryota; Metazoa; Chordata; Mammalia; Monotremata; Ornithorhynchidae
Gene: KCND3
Product: potassium voltage-gated channel subfamily D member 3
Exons: 8
Coding region: 275-2248 (657 amino acids)
Biological process (GO): protein homooligomerization; potassium ion export across plasma membrane
Cellular component (GO): voltage-gated potassium channel complex; neuronal cell body; membrane
Molecular function (GO): A-type (transient outward) potassium channel activity; protein binding
Source: RefSeq, a predicted model, not a curated record
GGCGUCGGAGCCAGAGGGAGCGGCGGGGAGGGACACAGACACAGAGACAGAGACAGAGAGAGACGGAGGGAGCGGGUCUCCAGCUCUCCGGGGAGCCGUGGGAGCGGCCGCUCCGUCUCCUCCUCCAUCCUCCAUCCUCCUCCCCUAUCCUCCUCCUCCUUCUCCUCCUCCUCCUCCGGCAGCCCGGGGCUGAAGGGAGCCCUGAGCUGAUUUCAAGCUGGUGUGCGAAGCCUCCACGCUGCUGCCGCCGCCGCCCAUCCCAAGAGGAGUCACCAUGGCGGCCGGAGUCGCAGCCUGGCUGCCCUUUGCCCGGGCGGCAGCCAUCGGCUGGAUGCCCGUGGCCAACUGCCCCAUGCCACUGGCCCCGACAGAGAAGCACAAACGCCAGGAUGAGCUCAUUGUCCUCAAUGUGAGUGGGCGGCGCUUCCAGACGUGGAGGACCACGCUGGAGCGCUACCCGGACACGCUGCUGGGCAGCACAGAGAAGGAGUUCUUCUUCAACGAGGACACCAAGGAAUACUUCUUCGACCGUGACCCAGAAGUGUUCCGCUGCGUCCUCAACUUCUACCGCACCGGCAAGCUGCACUACCCGCGCUACGAGUGCAUCUCAGCCUAUGACGAUGAGCUGGCCUUCUACGGGAUCCUUCCCGAGAUCAUCGGCGACUGCUGCUAUGAGGAGUACAAGGACCGCAAGCGGGAGAACGCGGAGCGCCUCAUGGACGACAAUGACUCAGAGAACAACCAGGAGGCCGUGCCGUCGCUCAGCUGUCGCCAGACCAUGUGGCGUGCGUUCGAGAACCCGCACACCAGCACCCUGGCCCUGGUCUUCUACUACGUCACGGGCUUCUUCAUCGCCGUCUCGGUCAUCACCAACGUGGUGGAGACGGUGCCCUGUGGGGCCGUGCCAGGCAGCAAGGAGGUGCCAUGUGGGGAGCGCUACUCCGUGGCUUUCUUCUGCCUGGACACGGCCUGCGUCAUGAUCUUCACCGUAGAGUACCUGCUGCGGCUGUUUGCGGCCCCGAGCCGCUACCGCUUUGUGCGCAGCGUCAUGAGCAUCAUCGACGUGGUAGCCAUCUUGCCCUACUACAUCGGGCUGGUCAUGACCGACAACGAGGAUGUCAGUGGGGCCUUUGUCACGCUCCGGGUCUUCCGGGUCUUCCGGAUUUUCAAAUUCUCCCGCCACUCUCAGGGCUUGCGGAUCCUGGGCUACACACUCAAGAGCUGCGCCUCGGAGCUGGGUUUCCUGCUCUUCUCCCUCACCAUGGCCAUCAUCAUCUUUGCCACUGUCAUGUUUUACGCGGAGAAGGGCUCCUCAGCCAGCAAGUUCACGAGCAUCCCCGCCUCCUUCUGGUACACCAUCGUCACCAUGACCACCUUGGGGUAUGGCGACAUGGUACCCAAGACCAUCGCUGGCAAGAUCUUUGGCUCCAUCUGCUCCCUGAGUGGUGUCCUGGUGAUUGCUCUGCCUGUCCCGGUCAUCGUCUCCAACUUCAGCCGCAUCUACCAUCAGAACCAGAGGGCAGACAAGCGGCGGGCCCAGAAGAAAGCCCGCCUUGCCCGGAUCCGCGUGGCCAAAACUGGCAGCUCCAACGCCUACCUGCAGAGUAAACGAAACGGACUCCUCAACGAAGCCCUGGAGCUGAUGGGCUCCACGGAAGACAAUCAGCACAUUAACAAGACCACGUCCCUCAUCGAGAGUCAGCACCACCAUCUUCUGCACUGCCUGGAGAAAACUACUGGGUUGUCCUAUCUUGUGGAUGAUCCCCUGUUAUCUGUACGAACCUCCACCAUCAAGAACCACGAGUUCAUUGACGAGCAGAUGUUUGAGCAGAACUGCAUGGAGAGCUCUUUGCAGAACUACCCGACCACCCGCAGCCCCUCGCUGUCCAGCCACCCCGGGGGCAUUACCACCUCCUGCUGCUCCCGCCGCAGCAAGAAGACCACACACCUCCCCAACUCCAACGUGCCCGCCACCCGUCUGCGCAGCAUGCAGGAGCUCAGCACCAUCCAUAUCCAGGGCAGCGAGCAGCCUUCCCUCACCACCAGUCGCUCCAGCCUUAACAUGAAAGCGGACGAGGGACUCAGAGCAAACUGCAAAGCCGCUCAGAUCACCACGGCCAUCAUCAGCAUCCCCACCCCGCCCUCACUGACUCCGGAGGGGGAGACCUGCCCUCCCCCACCCAGUCCCGGACCCACCACGAACAUUGGCCCCGCGGCCAGCAACGUCGUCAAGGUCUCGGCCUUGUAAAAGCCGUCGCUGGAGGUGGGACUGGGGGGAAGGAAGAGGAGGAUGAUGGAAGAGGAGGAGGAGGACAAUGAUGAUGAUGAUGAUGACGACGACUGCAGGCAUCUGGGGAUGCUUCUCCCCCCGCUCCCCCACCAGCCGCUGUGUCACCUCCCUGCUGAACCUGGCUGGCCUAGGAGGACGAGGACUGACCGGGUGCCGUGGAGUUGGCCGCCGGAGGGGCGGAGAGCCCGGGUUGCCCCAGCUAGGCCGAUCUGCAGGGCGGAGGGGAGGGGCAGGCAGAGUGGGGAAAAGCCCCCAGGGGGGCAGUGCUGGUGCUGGGGGAGCGAAAGGGGGCGAGAGGGGGCAGUGCCCCUUUGGGCUGGAAACGCCAGGAAGGCAAAUCCAAACAACAGCGGCAAGACGUCAAUACAGAAACAGGAAGAAAAUAUAACACUGUGUAUUUAAGCACCUUUUUAAAAGCUUUUAAUGGAUAAUAUUUAUUCAUGAAGAAAUGACUAAACAAAAGGUGGGGGGAAAAAAAACAAAAAAUCAUGAAUUUUUGGUGAUUUUUUUUCUCCGUGGAACUCGACAACCAAAAAUGAUGUAUUUUUGGUUUGGUUUUUCUCGUUCUCCUUUUCUAGCGAAAGGUUUUAGGCCAA